AUGCUUGAAGAAAAUGAUGCAGUUUUCAUCAAGGACGAAAAUCCAGUCCUUGGAAGUUCAGCCUUGGAACAUGUUAAGAAAAAUUUAUUUUGGAUUGGGGGCGUAAUGGAUUGCUUCUCAACGGUAUUGUCUAUAUUUGGACGCAAUGAUCUUAAAAAUGAAAAAGAGGAAGAAUGGGAGGUCUCAUUUGACUCAAUUACGGACUUGGUAUAUCUUGGAUCUGGAGCUCAAGGAGUAGUAUUUGGAGGUAACCUUCGUGGUGAGAUGGUUGCUGUGAAAAAAUUGCGUGACAAGACGGAAACGGAUAUCAAACAUUUGAGAAAAUUAAAUCAUGAGAAUAUAGUCCGUUUCCGAGGCGUCUGCAGCCAGGCACCGUACUACUGCAUUAUAAUGGAGUACUGUCAGUACGGACCACUGUUUGAGUUUCUCCACAGUGGUGUGUGCUUUUCGCCAAAGCAAAUUCUAAAGUGGGCAAAAGAGAUAGCUCAUGGUAUGAGCUAUCUCCAUAGCCACAAGAUUAUUCAUCGUGAUUUGAAGAGUCCCAACGUUCUCAUUGCGGACAAUUUAGUCGUGAAAGUAAGCGACUUCGGGACAAGUCGCGAAUGGAAUGACGAAGUCCCCUACAAGAAUUUGGAGACUCACGCUGUAAUGUGGGGUGUCGGCACAGAUACUAUAUCUCUGCCUAUCCCAUCAUCUUGCCCUGAUAGUCUCCAACUCUUGCUUAAUCAGUGCUGGAAUCGUGUGCCACGGAACAGGCCCCCAUUUAAGAUCAUCUCCGCUCACUUAGAAAUUGCAGGUGAAGAGCUAAGUUCAAUGCGUGUUGAUUGCUUCAGUGUCACUCAGGCCACCUGGCGCAAGGAAGUAAAGAGCUGCAUGGAAAAGUUUUAUGCCAGGAGUGAACAGCCACAGGCCCAAGAUACGACCCAGCGCCGCGAAGAGGAGAAGCAAGCCCGCCAUAUGUACGAGCAACAACUUAAUCGCGCGAAUGAGCUUUACAUGGAGGUAUGCGCUGUGCGCCUUCAAUUAGAACAAAGGGAGAAAGCAAUCGUGGAGCGCGAGAAGGCAUUAAAAGGAUGCCGCUGCGGCCUGCGCAAGAACUUCAAGCAGUACCAACGUCAAACGUCAUCGUCCUCUGAUGGAGUGAAGGCUCCGCUGUCAUGCGUUCAAGCUUUUAAUGAGGCUGCUCAACGCCGUCGUAAGAAGAAGCAGCCAGAACAGAAUGCCCCAACCCAAGUUCUGGUUAACUUCGUCGAUGCAAAGGCGCAAGAUCCACAGAAGGUGACCCUCAGUGUCACUGGCUUCAUGGGAUGCGAUUGCGAUAACGUUCUUGAGAACAAUAACGUGAAUACAAUCAUUAGCAUGAAGGAUACUGUAAUAGAGAAAAAUGGGAACAUUCUUGAUGACACCGUUUGUAAAAUUCAGAAUGCAGUCAAUGAUAAUUAUAUACAAGAAGUAGCUCAUGUUUAA
Messenger RNA from Parnassius apollo (apollo), 1467 nucleotides. NCBI's taxonomy places the organism in Eukaryota, Metazoa, Arthropoda, Insecta, Lepidoptera, Papilionidae. The record is from the annotation of a GenBank genome assembly.